AUGCCGCCUCGCCACGGCACCACGGCAGUUGUUGUAUCAUGUCCUCCAAGCCUCCAACAGUUAACGACUCCAACAGGCAACGACUUUACUCUAGGUGCUGCGGUCAGUUCUGGCACGAGGAUACCCAAGUGGUCAUCUACUGCGUACGAAACUACGAAUCACUCCGAGCGGCGCCAGGGCGCAGCGGUGAUCCACGCGGGCCGUACCUCGAUGCUUCUCGAACACGUUUUCUCCAAAGCCUUCAUCUCGGGAGUCGACGCCCGCUGUCUCAACCACCCACCACCCCAACUCUCCCGGCCGUCCCUGUCUGCACACUGUCCGUGGAGUGGAGCCCAACAGUCGACGGCAUCACGGUGCGCCGGGCCCGUCCCAAAGUCCGCUGCUUCCAUGAUGCCGGCCGGCGAUAACAUGAAGGAGAGAGAGAUCGCCACUGUCUGCCUCAGCUUAGGUAGCCCUCUAGCCAGGGUGGUGAGCCACGCCGUCACUGCCGUAGUGAGACCGGAUCAGCAUCCGAAACAAUCACCGGACCUCUUUGCUAGCGAUCCAGCAAAGGCACCGGGCCUAGAUUACGGGACAGCUGGCCUCUCCGGGCGGUUUGGAGGGUUUCACCGCAGCUUCGGUCUCGGACCUUCACGCCAGUCCUGGCUCUCCACCACCGGCGGAUACCCACUCUGA
This is a messenger RNA of Colletotrichum costaricense, 675 nucleotides long. RefSeq lists its product as uncharacterized. The coding region runs from base 1 to 675 and encodes 224 amino acids. NCBI's taxonomy places the organism in Eukaryota, Fungi, Ascomycota, Sordariomycetes, Glomerellales, Glomerellaceae. The transcript is spliced from 3 exons. The record is from RefSeq and is a predicted model, not a curated record.